Messenger RNA from Bradysia coprophila, 2972 nucleotides. RefSeq names its product ethanolaminephosphotransferase 1. NCBI's taxonomy places the organism in Eukaryota, Metazoa, Arthropoda, Insecta, Diptera, Sciaridae. Gene Ontology annotation, molecular function: ethanolaminephosphotransferase activity. Gene Ontology annotation, biological process: phosphatidylethanolamine biosynthetic process. The record is from RefSeq and is a predicted model, not a curated record. Gene Ontology annotation, cellular component: endoplasmic reticulum membrane; Golgi apparatus.
CAUAGUGGUGUGAUUUGUGUGACUUUGACAGUCACAAACGAGACAGCUACAAAAAUAUUUCAUUCAGCGAAACGAAAAUGUGUAAAUUAAUUUGAAAAUUAUGACGCUGUCUCUGACAUAGACAAGAUUUAUCGUUAUUCCGCGGAAGACAAGCCCCGAUAUUUUUUGUGUGAAUUGAUAUCCAAACGCAAUUGAUUCUCGUCGAUUUAGUGUAAAAACAAAAGAAAAUAGAAAAGAAAAUGUGGCAGAGAAUUCUCACCGCGGAAUAUUUAACCGAAACACAUUUGUCUGGCUUGUCAUCAUACAAGUACAGUGCAAGAGAUACUUCACCGUUAAGCAUCUAUGUUAUGCACCCAUUUUGGAACCAUGUCGUGGAGUAUUUUCCACGGUGGAUAGCACCGAACGUAAUGACUUUCGUUGGAUUUCUCUUCACUGCCUUAAACUUUGUCCUGUUGUCAUAUUACGAUUGGAGCUUCACAGCUAGUACCGGCAACGAAGGUACAACACCGAUUCCAAACUGGGUUUGGCUGUGUGCGGCGUUUAACAUUUUUGCUGCAUAUACCCUUGAUGGAAUUGAUGGUAAACAAGCGCGCCGUAUCGGUCUGUCUGGUCCACUUGGCGAACUUUUCGAUCAUGGCCUGGAUUCUUAUACGGCAAUACUGAUACCGGGAUGCCUGUACAGUUUGUUUGGUCGCGACGAUUCGUCGGUGCCUCCCAUUCGAAUGUACUACAUUAUGUGGAUGGUGUUCUUCAAUUUUUACAUAUCGCACUGGGAAAAGUACAACACAGGCGUGCUGUAUCUGCCAUGGGGCUACGAUUUCAGUAUGUGGGGAUCCACUCUGCUGUAUCUGACGACCUGGCUGGGAACGUAUGAAAUUUGGAAGCGCACGUUACCAUUUGGCAUUGCACCUGGGCUCGCAAUGGAAUUCAUUUUGCAUAUCAGUUGUCUCUCUAGUCUGCCGAUGGUUGUGUACAAUGUGUAUAUGUCGUACAAGGAAAAAACUGGCAAAAUGCGGACACCGAUCGAGGCGGCCCGACCACUCAUUUCGUUUUUCUUUUUCCUGGGCCUGUUUCUGUACUGGGCAUUUAAGUCGCCGAACAAUAUCAUUGAAACGGACACACGAAUCGUUUAUCUGCUCAGUGGAACACUGUUCAGUAACAUUAGUUGCCGUUUGAUUGUUGCGCAAAUGUCUAGUACACGCUGUGAGGCCUUUCAUUGGAUGACUCCGUUGUUUUGUUUAAGUGUUUUGAUUAGCUUGUAUGUACCGUUUCUGGAGCGGCCGCUGCUGUACUUAUUAUGCAUCUUCACAACGCUGUCCCAUUGGCAUUACGGAACCAAAGUGGUGCAGCAGAUGUGUCUGCAUUUUAAUCGUAUCUGUUUUAGCGUGAAGUUUCGAACACCCACAAAGAAAUUGUCAUAAGUUGUGUCUCUAAUCAGUAAGUCAGUAAAAUUUUGUCCUAGAACUAAUAAUUUAAGUUAAAAAAACAAAAACAAAACAAAAGAAUUUAUUGUAAUUGUGAAAGUGAUGAUUUUAGUUCAAUUCAACCACAUCCAUUUAACAUAAUACGGUGUGGAUAUUAGAAACGUAAAAUUUGAUGAAAUUUUAGUCAAAACAAGAUGGAACCACACUGAUCCCUCAUAAAGUAAAUUUUGUUAAUUUAUGUUCGAACGGAAACGGAAAAUUUUAUUUUUAAUUUGAUAGUCAAAGCUUGGCAGUUCUAGUAUUAAAAUUUUGAAUAACAGCCGUCGUCUUGACGAAAAUAUCCCGGAACAAAAAACCCUAAUUCGAAUAAAAUGCGAAGCUUUUGUCACAACUGAACGGAAUGGAUUGAAUGUUGAAAGAGAACAGUACCACCAGGCUAAAAUGGUUUGUUAAAAUGCAUGUCUCGUCUCGUAUGCUUCCCUUGAUGAAAGUCUCUAAAAUUGCAACUUGGCAUGACGUAACCAGUAACAGACUGUGAAUCUCGUUGUUCAUCAGAACGACUCAAUUUCAAGUAAUUUCAAUUGAAGGGCUCACUGCUGGCGUGGAAAUAAUGUGAUGUAGUUGCCGGGAAUUUGAGCCCUUGCUGAACGAACCCACUGAGAAAUGUAUGACUGGGAAGCCUAUUUUAUAUAUUUGGUUACGCGGAAAUUUUGACUCGGUUCCCGAGAAGAAAACAUUAUUUCCAUGUCCGCUUCACUUAUUUACGUGAUGUUCUGCUUUCGGAUUGAUUGGAUCAUCACAAAAUCGCGUCCUGCUUUUGUUGAGGACACAAUUUCAUUCAAUUUCAUUCAAUUUUACCCCUAGGAACGUUAUGAGUGAUCUACUCUUCAAGCUAGAAUGGGAAGAAAUGUCCUCUCGAAAUUCUGCUCGAAAUAAUUGUCUUUGCCACUCACAAUUGAUUUUAGUCCGGCAAUUCGAAGAAAAUUGGAAUUUAAAAGGAGGUCAGUCCAAUCACCUUUCGGUCAUUAAAAUUAUUGGAAAAUUUCAAUGUCGAGUGCUUUAAACAGCUAUGAUAGAAGCAUAUUGAUGCCAGCUGGUAUAAAUAAAUCAAUUUUCUUGCGACAUUCAAUUCAAGUGACUGAUAGCUAAAUGUUCCGACCGUUCGUUGUUGUAAAAGUAAUUCCUUAUACAUACCAUGGGGCCUGUAUCAACGACAAUGUUUUCGCGAAUUUUUGUGGUAGUUCAUGGGUUUGACGAUUUCCACGAAAAUUCGCAAAAAAACAUUUUCCUUUAUAGAGGUCCCACCCCACAUAUACAUUCGACCGCUAGAUUACAAUUAAAUUAGACAAAUUACAAUAAAAAUACGCUUAAUACGUGAAACAGUGAACGAAAAAUCGUUAAAAAUCGAAUCCAAUGGACCCAUUCUCGAUAUCUCUAAAUUAUGCCACAGUUUACGCAUCCAUCACAAAGUAAUUUAUUUGUAGAGUCACGUGCGUGAGAGAGAUAUUAGAAAGAAAGAAAGAAAGAAAGAAAGAGAGAGAGAGAGAG